ACGCUAGGGGUAGAACGCGCUCGAGUCGUUUCUCGGCAACGUGCUCGCCACGGUACAGGGGUGGAAACAGAGAUCAGAGAACGCGCGACCCGUUCGAGAUGAAUUUGAAUUCCGUUCGUGAUGACUCGUGACAAUUUCGUAACGCGCGAUCUCUUCAGGAAACACGCACGAGGUGCAGCGUGGAAAACAGAAACUUUCGAAUGAACUCGUGCGGGUGCGUUGAGAUUUCUAUAUAAAUUAUCACAGUGGUGGUAGUAGUGGGUUUCAGUGGUGCUGGUGCUGGUGGCAGUGAUAAUAAUCAGUGAUAGUGGCGUCGACGACGGCAGUGGCGGCACGUGAACCUACGUCGAACACGUUAGAAAAGAUGCGGUGAACCCUCUGCUACCUUUCAAACCGCACCGACCGAAUUUCUCGUUCGACCAUCCAGAAACAGAAAAGCUGAGAAAGGACUGGUAUUGAGAGAGAAUACAGGUGCGUACUGACUGAACUAUCCCAAGAGGGGAUGUGCCAAAACGUUCGAACAUUAUCUACAGACAAACGUGGAAACGCUGCGACGGUGGUAUUAAGUGUGCAGUGAUCACGGGAAAGAGGGUGGUCAAUAUGACUCCUAUCUUCCUCGUCCUGUUGGUGGCUAUCGACCCUAUUAUCGCGCAAAAUGGUGGAAACAUCAGCGACUCCCAAUACAUCACGUACAUGACAAAUCCGCCGACGGUACUGGUGAGGCCACAAUCGCAAUCGGUGAAGGCGGGCAACAUAGCGAGCUUGCACUGCACGGCCGAGGGAUCGCCAGCGCCCCAGAUCCAGUGGCGGAAGAACGGAAAGAAACUUUCCCAGUCUCAGUCACGGUACCUGGUGCAGAACUAUGACAACGGAGUCCUGCUGCGGAUCGAACCUGUCAAAUCGCCUCGCGACAACAACCAGUACGAGUGUCGAGCCGAGAACGGAGUCGGAGACGCGGUGUCAGCCAUGGCGCAGCUCAACGUCUACGAUGCCGACAAAUUACCCAGCGGUUUCCCGUUGAUAUCUCAAGCGCCGACGACGAAGGUGGUCGAAAUGGGUCAUAACGCGGUGCUGCAGUGCUCCGCCGUCGGUUCACCGCCCCCGAUCAUAUCCUGGGUCAAAGACAUGCUGCCCAUCGAUACGACCAACCCACGGUACACGGUUCUGGACUCCGGUGCGUUGCAAAUCAUGAAGUCUGACGUGAACGACCAAGGCACGUACGAGUGCGUGGCGAAUAAUUCCGUCGGCACCGAGUACUCAAAGUCCGCGAUUUUAUACGUGAAAGUUCGUCGCGUAGCGCCGACGUUCUCGAUUCCACCGCCAGCAGUGAGCGAGGUGAUGGUGGGCGACUCUCUGAACCUGACCUGCGUCGCGGUAGGCUCGCCUAUGCCGUUCGUGAAGUGGAGGAAGGGUCCGUCCACCGAUCUCACCCCCGACGACAAUCUGCCGGUGGGCAAGAACGUGCUGAUACUCACCGACAUCAAGGAAUCGGUCAACUACACGUGCACGGCAGCCAGCGACCUCGGUGUCAUCGAAGCCACGUCGAUGGUGAAAGUUCAAUCUCUGCCCAGCGCACCGGAGAACGUCCAAGUGUCUGACAUCACCGCCACCUCCGUAAAACUGAGCUGGUCCCACAAGGAACCGGACAAACAGCAAUACUAUGUGAUACAGCACAAACCGAAACACGUAAAUCAGGCGUUCGCCGAAAUAUCGGGCAUCACCACCAUGUACUAUCACGUCCGCAGUCUGAGCCCUUACACCGAGUACGAGCUCUACGUGAUAGCCGUGAACACGAUUGGGCGUGGUCCCCCGAGUGCCCCGGUGACAGUCACCACUGGCGAGACAACGGAAUCGACAAAUGGAGGUGCCAAACCCGGUACUGCGCCGCGCAAGGUUCAGGCCCGGCCAUUGAGCUCCACCACAAUGGUCAUACAAUGGGACGAACCAGAAACACCGAACGGACAAGUGACGGGCUACAAGGUGUAUUACACGACGGACCAGAACCAACCGAUGGCGUCUUGGGAGCACCAAAUGGUCGACAACAGCCAAUUGACCACCAUCUCGGAACUGACGCCGCACACGAUAUACACGAUACGCGUUCAGGCCUUGACGAGCGUUGGUCCGGGUCCGCUCAGCACACCUAUUCAAAUAAAGACGCAGCAAGGGGUACCGAGCCAACCGGAGAUGUUGACCGCGGUCGACAUAGGGGAGACCAAAGUAACGCUCCAGUGGACCAAGCCCGCUCAUAGCGCUGAGAACAUCAUCAGCUAUGAGCUGUAUUGGAACGAUACCUAUGCACAGGAGAAACAUCACCGGAAAAUCCCGGUGACCGAGAACUACACUUUGACCGGGCUGUAUCCGAACACGCUAUACUACAUCUGGCUGGCGGCGAAGAGUCAGAGGGGCGAGGGUGCUACGACGAUCCCGUGUCCGGUCCGCACGAAACAGUACGUCCCCGGGGCUCCGCCUCGCAAUGUAAGCGGACAAGCGAUCAGCCCGACCUCCAUAUUGGUAACCUGGGAGCCUCCGCCCGAGGAUCGAUUGAACGGAGAGAUCGCUUACUACAAGCUGCAAGUCGUCGAGAGCGGACGCUCCGACUCGGAGGCAAAGGUUAUCAAACUGAAUGACACGCAAUUCGUGUUGGACGAACUGAAAAAAUGGACCGAGUACCGGAUUUGGGUAGUGGCCGGGACCAGCGUAGGUGACGGACCGCAGAGUUUUCCGAUCUCGGUCAGAACUCACGAGGACGCUGAAAAAAUUCCGGGUGAUCCCCAAGACGUGAAAGCGACGCCGAUCAAUUCGACCGCGGUGCACGUCGAAUGGAAACCGCCGAAAUCGAAAGAUCAGAACGGCGUGAUAAGGGGCUACCAGAUACACGUGCAGGAGGUCAGAGAAGAGGGGAAGGAUCUGUUGAAUGAGCCGAUACGACGCGACGUGCAGGAAGACGGCGUGCUGGAAGUGAACAUUACCGGGUUGCAACCUGACACGAGGUACUCGGUGCAAGUGGCCGCUCUAACGAGAAAGGGUGACGGCGAUCGUUCGACUCCUGUUCACGUCAGAACUCCCGGUGGCGUGCCCAACAAGCCGGACGUUAACGUGAAAGUGCUGUCCAAAGACCCCGACGUGGUCGAACUCGAAUGGUCGCAGCCGUCGCAGACGCACGGCGACCUGUUAGGCUACAGGAUCAGAUACGGCAUCAGAAACCAAGUGCUCAAGGAGCAGUUCAUUCAAGGAACUGAGCAGCGCACUUACAAGAUCUCCGAUUUCAAGGAACGCGGAGUGGAUUACGAGUUCAGGAUCGCCGGACAGAAUUCGAUAGGUUUCGGACAGGAGACUAUUCGGUAUUGGUUCAGUCCCGAGGGGGAGCCCACCGGCCCACCCACGAAUUUAUCAUACUUUUUCCAAACGCCUGACACGGUCUGCGUGACGUGGGAUCCGCCUAUGCGGAAACACAGGAACGGACAGAUAAUCAGUUACGACGUGCAGUUCAAUAAGAAGAACGACCACUCGACCACCAUCGACAGAAACACGACGAAGACGAGGGCCGUUUUCACGAAUCUAGAGGAAAACACAGAAUACGUGUUUCACGUGAGAGCGCACACGUCUAUGGGCAGUGGGCCGUAUUCGGAGAAGAUCACGAUCAUGACGGAAAAAGAUAUCGGUCGCGCGCCAAUGUUCGUAAAAGCAGUGGCCACGUCUGACACGAGCGUGGAAGUCUGGUGGGAUCCGGUGCCCAAUCGCGGGAAGAUCGUCGGCUACCAGAUAUUUUACACGACGACCGCGGUGGAAGAUUUGGACGAGUGGAAACAGAAGACCGUCGGCUUGACCGAAUCAGCGGACCUGGUGAGCCUGGAGAAGUUCACGCAGUACGCGAUCACGGUUGCCGCGAGGUACAAGACUGGUCUGGGGAGGCUCAGCGAGAAAGUGACGGUCCAGGUGAAACCGGAAGACGUGCCUUUAGACUUGAGGGCACCGGACUCAUCGACUCAUUCGAUGACUCUCUCCUGGAAACCGCCUAUAAGGCUCAACCCCCAGAAUUAUAAAGUCUCGUUCGAUGCGGUGAAGGAGUUCGUAGAUUCGCAGGGUAUUACUCAGACUCAGGUGAUACCUCGCCGAGAGAUUCUGCUGGAUCCUACUGUAACAAGCACUACUAUAAACGAGCUUCAACCGUUCACCACGUACAACGUAAACGUGAGCGCCAUUCCGCGGGACGGUCAGUAUAAACCGCCGGCUAAAAUCACGAUCACUACGCAAAUGGCUGCUCCGAAGCCUAUGGUGAAGCCAGAUUUUUACGGUGUGGUGAACGGCGAGGAGAUUCAAGUGAUUUUACCUCAGGCCUCCGAGGAAUAUGGGCCGAUCUCGCACUAUUAUCUGAUCGUGGUACCCGAGGACGAAUCCUCGGCCGACAAGCAACCGGACGAGUUAACGGAAGACAUGAUAACUGGCAAGGGCGCGAAAGACAGGGACAAUGCGCCUUACAUUGCCGCUAAAUUUCCACAGAGAGACAUCCCAUACACUUUUCAUCUUGGGAGCGGGGACAUAUACGAGGGCUAUGAAAAUCGAAAAUUGGAGAAGGGGAAACGAUACAGGAUUUUCGUGCGUGCCGUCGUCGAUACACCGAGAAAACAUUUAUACACUUCCUCGCCCUUCUCUGAAUAUUUGUCCCUCGACAUGAGAGAAGUACCUCCCGGCGAGCCACCCCGACGACCCAAUCCGAACACUCCUGUGGAUGGAAACCCCGAGGUUUCAGUGAAAACCAGCGGUCAGGAACCGGGAAUGGUAUGGGUGGUCGGACCAAUAAUAGCGGCUUUAAUGGUCAGCGUGUUCCUCGUUCUUCUCUUCGUUAUCAAAAAACGCAGACAACCGUGUAAAGCACCGGACCAAGCGGCCGUCACACGUCCCUUAAUGGCCGCGGACAUUAGCUCGAACCAUGCACCCUCGGACCCGGUAGAGAUGCGCCGUUUGAAUUUCCAAACACCCGGCAUGGCCUCUCAUCCACCGAUCCCGAUCAGCGAACUGGGGAAUCAUAUCGAGCGUCUAAAAGCGAACGACAAUCUAAAGUUCAGUCAGGAAUAUGAGUCGAUAGAGCCCGGACAACAAUUCACUUGGGACCAUUCGAACAUGGAGGUGAACGCCUCGAAGAAUCGUUACGCGAAUGUGAUCGCGUACGAUCACUCGAGAGUCAUUCUGCAGACCAUCGAUGGCAUAUCAGGCACAGACUACAUAAACGCGAAUUACUGCGACGGAUACAGGAAACAAAAUGCGUACGUAGCGACGCAGGGACCGCUUCAAGAGACGUUCGGCGAUUUCUGGCGAAUGUGCUGGGAGCUGAGGUCGUCGACGAUAGUGAUGAUGACCAAGCUCGAGGAGAGGACAAGGAUAAAGUGCGAUCAGUACUGGCCGAGCAGAGGCUCGGAGACUUACGGUCUGAUGACGGUCACGAUCACGGACGUACAAGAAUUGGCUACCUACUGUAUCCGAACCUUCCAAAUCUUGCGAGCCGGUUACUCGGAGAGACGGGAGAUCAAACAGCUGCAGUUCACGGCUUGGCCGGACCAUGGCGUGCCCGAGCACCCCGCGCCGUUCCUGCAGUUCUUGCGUAGAGUCAGAUCCCUGAAUCCACCCGAAAGCGGACCACUGAUCGUUCAUUGCAGCGCCGGUGUCGGGAGAACCGGCUGCUUUAUCGUCAUAGACUCGAUGCUAGAGAGGAUCAAACACGAGAAGAUGAUCGACAUUUACGGCCACGUGACCUGCCUACGCGCUCAGAGGAACUACAUGGUGCAGACCGAGGAUCAGUACAUAUUCAUCCACGACGCGCUCUACGAAGCGGUGAUCUGCGGCAACACGGAAGUGCCCGCGAGGAACCUGCACUCGCACAUUCAGAAGCUAAUGCAACCGGAGAUCGACAACAUCACCGGCAUGGAGCUCGAGUUCAAGAAACUGUCUAACAUCAAAGUCGACUCGUCGCGAUUCAUCUCGGCGAAUCUGCCAUGCAACAAGCACAAGAACCGAUUGGUGCACAUCCUGCCGUACGAGUGCACCAGAGUGUGCCUGCAGCCACAGCGCAAUAUCGAAGGCUCCGAUUAUAUAAACGCGAGCUUGAUCGACGGCUACCGAUACCGAGGGGCCUACAUCGCGACGCAAGGUCCGCUCGUCGACACCACCGACGACUUCUGGCGUAUGCUCUGGGAGCACAACUCCACCAUCGUGGUCAUGCUGACAAAAUUAAAGGAGAUGGGCAGGGAGAAGUGCCACCAAUAUUGGCCAUCCGACAGGUCGAUUCGUUAUCAGUGCUUCGUGGUGGACCCGAUCGCGGAGUACAAUAUGCCACAGUACAUACUGCGCGAGUUCAAGGUGACGGACGCGCGGGACGGGGCUAGUCGCACGGUCAGACAGUUCCAGUUCAUCGACUGGCCGGAACAGGGAGUGCCGAAGUCCGGCGACGGGUUCAUAGACUUCAUCGGGCAGGUGCACAAAACAAAGGAGCAGUUCGGUCAAGACGGGCCGAUCACCGUUCACUGUAGCGCAGGCGUCGGUAGGACUGGAGUCUUCAUCACGCUCAGCAUCGUGCUGGAGCGUAUGCAGUACGAAGGAGUCGUGGACAUAUUCCAGACGGUCAGAAUAUUACGAACGCAACGUCCGGCGAUGGUUCAAACCGAGGACCAGUAUCAGUUUUGCUAUCGCGCCAGUUUGGAAUAUUUAGGCUCUUUCGAUCAUUACGCCAACUGACAACCCGACACGCGCGAGGAGAGGGAAUCGACCAGAGACAGAAGAGAUCGACAGAGAAACGAAAGGGAGGUAGGCGAACGGGCGAAAGUGCGUCGCGUCUAGUACGUGAAGCCACUCGAGAGAAGUAUGUAAGUUUGUAAGUAUGUAGCCUAUACCAUGAUACCGGGCAUGAACGUACUGUACUCGUACCUUCCACGGACAAAUAAUAAUAGAGAAAGGGCGAUAAAUUGUUAACUUGUCGGGCGAUUAACAUCGUAGCAGCCAAGUAUAAUCAUAUAGUCGGUGGUGUUGCAGCAGUCAAAGCGGAGAAUUUCGUUUUUAUCAGCAUCGAAAGUGCUCACCGAAUCAGAUUCCCGGGACAAAACUGCCGUACGCCUCUCAGAGAAUCGUAGGAAAGCAAUCAUAUCUGUAGACAUGUUCUUUACCGAAAUCCGUUCGUAGUUUACAAAAGAAAAUACAAAAACUCAUAAAUUCAGACUUUCUCAACUUAAGAGCUGAUUCGAUAAGCGAUAGGAAAUAUUGAAAGGCAAUCGUAAUCGAUAGUUCGAUCAAAUGAAACAUAUCCAAUCCGAUUACGUGUCCCAGUAUCGCUCGGAGAUUCUUUUAAAAGUAACUGACGAGGAUUAUUAUUUUGCGAUCGUGUGCCUUGCGGUCGAACGUCAAUGUGCACACGUAGAGACAUUCCUGGUUGUCGGAUAACAGUGCUUCCAUAUUAGUGGAAAACGCAACGUCUGAAAUGUAACGACUACGAGCGCAAAAUGCGCUUCGUCAGGAACGAGAAGAGUUGAGAAACUUCCGUGGUAUAAAACGCGCGUGGCACAUUCCAAAAAGUACUUAUCGAUGCGACGAAAAAAAAAUCGUGUGAACCUUGGCACACCGUAAAGAAAACAGAGAGACGUAAAUUUCCGCUCGGCGACGAGAAAAUUACCAUACUGCCAAAUCGACAAUUAAUCAUGCUGAACCCAUUACGCACGAUAGGGAUCUUCUCAUUACCUACUGUAAUUUUAAGUAGAUCGUAAGGCGGUUGUUCUAAGAUUAGCAUGUAAAAGAUGCCAUUAGAUGAAGAGGAAAAAAAGAGAAUAAUAAUGCAACUGGACUGAAUGGAAGAAGAGUGAAAGGAAACGGUGCCUAUAUCCAAUUAAAAAAGAAUGCACAAAAUGUGUUGUGCAGGUUUCUAAGCGAACUAAUUUAACUAACUAGAAAAGCACUGUAUGUUGAAUUUGCGUACUGUUCCCCCGAGCCCUCGAUGCCCUCGUGUACAAAGUUCCAUUAUAGGCUUCUACCUCGACUACUUUUACGAUUCUUUUCGGCAGCUAAAAGGACAACUGAAACUCGCUUCACGUUCAAAGAAAUAAAAUUCCUUUUCUUAGUAGGACUUAAUCAAAGAGCAGUAGUUUAGCGUCAAAGAGAGAUGAGAGUCAACGAAACUAUAAUUCUAGUUAGUCGAUCAUUGUCCCCGGUACGUAGAGCAACGCCAAAUCAAUGCCAAGAACAAACGUUGAUCGUGCAUCGACUGGAUGCAACUGUGUAUCUCCUUUUUGAUAAUAAUAGAAAGUUUUUCGACGCGUGUAUCACUCGCGAUUUAAAGAUUUACAAAAAUUCUUCGUAGUCUAUGAGGACAAUAAGCAUGUGCUCGUUUAUAUAUCUUCUACAUUUCGAAAUUUUCAUCGUACCGUUCGCUAUAGAAUCGUUCUAUCGCAGUUCAAUAAUGGUAGAGCGUAAAAUUAUAUUUAUAGAAAUAUAUCAAAUAUACAUACAUACGAUAAAGAGAUUUUUAAUAUACUUAAAUAGAACGAAAGGACUUACAGAUUUUCGUUUUUGGCAUUCCUUUGGCUUCGACCGUCUGUACAAUAAUCUAUUCUCGUUAUGGGAGUCAGCAGGCAGGAGGGAAGCGGAGAGGAGAACUAAAAUGAUGCAACAAAAAACAGUAUUACUUUAUCACAUCGGAUCAUUAAAUUUCGAGCAUUCUAAGUUUUAUUUUAGAGUGGUUCGAGGGUCAGGAAUUGUGACUAAGUGUACAUAAAUGCACCGUCUGUCAUUAACAACAUUAUAUAAAUAUAAAUAUAACUAUAAAUAUGGAUAUAAAUAUAAAUAAGAUGAUGAAUAAUAUAUACAUAGAUAUAUAUUAUAGAUAUAUCACAAAUGAAAAGAGUACGCAUUUAAAGAAAAAGAAAACUGUGGAUAUUUUCCAGACUGAUUUUGUUUCGUUUCCGUCGAAGAGCACGCCGUUCUGUAUCAAUCUUGAUUUGGACGCUUCUCGUUUCUCAAUGCACCUUUUGAUACUAUUUUUUGGAUAUCGUUGUUUUACUUGCAUAUCUAGUUUUUUACACGGACGUUUAUAUCGAAGAAUGAAGUAAUGUACUCGAUUAUUUCUGAACGUGCAUCGUAUCUCAUAUCGUUUUUUAUUUAACGUUGUAAGACUGAAGGCCAUUGCGUCUAAUAUAUUAUCACGUACGUGUAUUUUCGGUACUUGCAAAAGUACUUAAACGCCUCGGUCGUCGUUACGGAAGGUAGACUUAUACUUAAUCCCUGUAUCUCUAUCAUUGUCCGUUUAAACUUAAAAGAUCUCGCCGCGUGAUGUUCUCUUUUUACACGAUUUUUGUAGACGUUUCCACAAAUUCGUUGGUCUUUGGUACGAGCACGAGUCACAAAGUAAUGCUAUUUUUGUAAUUACACACUUUUUUCUAUCUGAUACUUUACGCGUACAUUUAUUUCCCUCUUCUUCUUCUUCCUCAUUUAUUUACGUUUAAGUUGCAUGGCAAUUAACGAUAUCGUAUUUCUGUCCCCCCCCCCCAAAAAAAAACGAAUUCUAACUGACAAUGAAGAGACUCGAAAUAAACGACUGUUUUUCAUUAAAUCAAAUCAACAGCUGUUAAUUACACUUUCCGAUAAAAAGUGUACUGUUCUUUAAAAAGUACAAUUGGGUAACAAAAACUUGAUUAAACAGAGGGUCGUUACACGUGGUAUGCAACCUGCCACUGAGAAAAGGCUGAAAAAUGAACAUACAUCAAAAGAUACGUUUCCUCGAACGAUAUCAAUUUAUCAGACGUAUUCGAUAAAGUCGUUAAGAGGUGAAAACGAUUUCAGUUUAGAGGAUCCAUAGGAAAUAGCGGUAGAAUACUUUUUGUACGAUAAUUUUAAGGAGGCGAUUGUUAACUUUCGAUUGAAUUUCUGAAUCUGAAUGGUAAAUUUGAUUAACGGGGAGAGGGAUACAAAAACGUGCACGAGGAGUGCGGUCUUUCGCCAAGACGGUCGACAACUUCGCGUUCAAAGUUCCAGAUUGCAAAUAAAAUACGUUAUGGGAAACGAAAAAGUUGAAUGAUUGUAUAAACGUAUUACUAGUUAUAAGUUCGUAGCGUUAUGGAACUGUAUUCGAUGAAUUUACCGAUACAAACAAGUCCACGACAUUCAUAUAUUUCUAAGCUAUCGAUCGUAACGUUAUUACGUUAUUUUGUAUCAUUCCAAAAGUUUUUGUGUACGUUGUAAUUUAGCUGCGUGUCUAUCGUUAGUGUUUAUAAUUUUUUUUAUAUCCCAGAGUGUAUAGCAAUAUGUGGUUUGUUGUAUUCUUCUUCUUAAAAAAAAAAAGAGGAAAAAGAGUAAAACGAUUAUACGAGUCACGUUUUCGGAGCGAUCUCUAACAAUACAACAAAUAAAAUAUACAAUCGGCCAGUUUAUUGCUCCGUGCAAUAUACCACCACAACGAGUUUGCUAAAAGCGUUUGUGGGACGAACAACCCGAGUUAAUUCGUUCGGAUGUGAUCGCAGCCGUUUGGCCGCGGUCGUCAAUUCCGAAAGAGGAAAAUGUGAAUUAAAGAAACAAAGAAUAAGUCAAAUAUUAAAUAUCGUUGAAAGAAUGGGAAAUUAUUUUGUGAUACUUUCUUGCCAGAAAGAAUACAACAGGCUGAAGUGAAUAUAAUAAAUGCAAUGUUACUAAUUAACACCUAUACAAAUUAAAUAUUGUGUAAUAGGAAGUCUGUUGACGAGGAGAAAUAAUGUGUACAUUAUGUAUUGCCCUGCGGCAUCAAUAAACUAAUAACUAACGUA
Molecule: messenger RNA, 10772 nt
Organism: Ceratina calcarata
Lineage: Eukaryota; Metazoa; Arthropoda; Insecta; Hymenoptera; Apidae
Gene: Lar
Product: tyrosine-protein phosphatase Lar
Exons: 23
Coding region: 601-6729 (2042 amino acids)
Biological process (GO): protein dephosphorylation
Molecular function (GO): protein binding; protein tyrosine phosphatase activity
Source: RefSeq, a predicted model, not a curated record